AAGUAAACAAGACCAAGUCUUACAAAAUGACCCAAGACUUCUCCCAUGCUCAUUUCUAUACCUUCUCGUCUUUCCCCUCCCUUUCUUGCCCCUCCCAAGCUAGGAGACAAAGGACGGGAUGACAAGUUUUUUCUGCUUCAACUCCAUCGUUUUCCUCCUCUUCUACGGCCUCGUCGCCACAAGACUUGCCUCUGCCGAUCCCCCUGGUUUUCUGAGCCUCUCCUGCGGUGGAUCGACGAGUUACACCGACUCUUCCAAUAUUUCAUGGAUUCCGGAUAGCUCCUAUGUUACUACUGGCAAUGCGACUGCUGCUGACUUCGUCGAAGGGAGUUCGGUGUCUCGGCUCCCCUUGCGUUUCUUCCCGGAUUCUGGACAGGGUCGCCAUUGUUAUAGGUUGCCAACCAGAAAUUUGUCUCUGAUUCUAGUAAGGUCUCGCUUCGUUUACAAGAACUAUGAUGGAAAGGGCCGACCUCCGGCGUUCUCAGUGUCUAUAGGGACGGCGACUGUGGCUUUGGUGAAUCUCAGCCGACUCGACCCAUGGGUGGAGGAGUUUGUGUGGAAGGUUAAGAAGGAAAUCCUGUCAUUCUGCUUGCUCUCGACCGAUGGUGGUGGCUUCCCUGUUAUCUCUUCUCUAGAAGUUCGCCCUCUUCCAGAUGGAGCUUAUGGGAGUAGUUUGGAUGAAUUUGCGAAUAAGUUACUAAAGAAGCGUUUCAGGAUAAAUUGUGGUUAUUCUGGCAAUGGUUCACUGAGGUAUCCGUUUGAUUAUUAUGAUCGUGUGUGGGACGUGGAUCAGAAUUUUUCACCAUCACACUUGACAGCAGGGUUCCAAAUCCCAAUUCCUCUGAGUUCUUCAGGGAUCAGGGAGAGCCCUCCUGUUUCCAUUCUUCAGACAGCAAGGGUUCUGGCAAGAAGAAAUGUGUUGUCUUACAACUUCCCACUUGAUAAGCUUGGAGACUAUUAUGUGCUCCUGUAUUUUGCCGGCAUUAUGCCUGUGUCUUCCUCAUUUGAUGUUCUGAUUAAUGACAAUGUUGUCAGUUCGGAUUAUGGUGUGAAGCAUGCAGAGGCUAGUUCAAUUUUCUUUUCUGCAGAGAAUGUUGAUUACUUGAAUAUCACAUUCCGGAAUGUCAGCUUCUACCCACAAGUGAACGCCAUUGAAAUAUAUGAAAUUCUUGAUAUACCCCUGGAAUGCACAGGAACCACAGUUUCCGCACUUCAGGUUAUUCAGCAAUCAACUGGCUUUAACUUUGGAUGGGAAGAUGAUCCAUGCUCUCCAACACAAUGGAAGCAUGUUGGUUGUGAUGGAAGCCUUGUUACAUCACUGGAGCUUUCUGAUGUGGACUUGGGAGCAAUAACUCCUACAUUUGGAGAUCUGCUAGACCUUAAAAAAUUAGAUUUGCAUAACACAUCCCUUGCCGGAGAAAUAACGAAUUUGGCCAGUCUUCAGGAACUGGAAACCUUGAACCUGAGUUUCAAUAAGCUUACAUCAUUUGGGUCCGAUUUUGAUACUAUGAUCAAUCUUCAGAUUCUGGACUUGCAAAACAAUAGUUUAGAGGGAACAGUUCCAGACAGUUUGGGAAGUUUGAAGGAUCUCCGCUUACUAAAUUUGGAAAACAAUAAACUUCAAGGUGUGUUGCCUGAAUCCUUGAAAAAGCAAAAUAUAGAAGUCAGAACAUCAGGGAAUUUGUGCCUUUCCUUCUCGCCUUCUACAUGCAAUGGCCUUUCAGACCACCCUUCAAUUCCGACUCCACAAUUCACAGUCGUCAACAUGAAGAAAACUUCUGGUCGCAGCCACAAAUCAAUAAUAAUAGGUGCUGUUGGAGGCAUUUGUUGUGCACUUUUACUUAUUGCAGUUGCUAUGGUCAUUUACAGGAGGCGAAAACGACGAAAUGAUGUGACAUUGCAAACAUCAAGAGAGAUACAAAAAUGGAAUGCAGCCAGGGUAUUCACAUAUAAAGAGAUUAAGGUUGCAACAAACAAUUUUAAAGAUGUUAUAGGCAGUGGGGGCUUUGGGUCCAUAUACCUUGGAAAGCUUCUUGAUGGCAAGUUAGUAGCUGUUAAAGUACGCUCUGACAAAACACAACUUGGUGCUGAUUCAUUUAUCAAUGAGGUGCAUCUUUUAUCCCAAGUUCGGCAUCAGAAUCUCGUCUCUUUGGAGGGAUUCUGCCAUGAAUCAAAGCAGCAAAUCCUAGUGUAUGAAUACUUACCUGGUGGAUCCUUGGCUGAUAAUUUAUAUGGUUCAAAGAGUAAAAGGGCAACACUAAAUUGGGCUCGCAGGCUGAAGAUUGCAGUUGAUGCUGCAAAAGGACUGGAUUAUCUACACAAUGGGAACAAUCCACGUAUUAUCCACCGUGAUGUUAAGUGCAGCAACAUCCUUUUAGACUCAGAGAUGAAUGCAAAAGUUGGUGAUUUUGGCCUCUCCAAACAGGUGCUUCGAGCAGAUGCAACCCAUGUGACUACUGCAGUCAAGGGCACCGCUGGUUACCUUGACCCUGAAUAUUAUGCCACCCAACAAUUGACGGAGAAAAGUGAUGUCUACAGCUUUGGUGUUGUUUUAUUGGAGUUGAUCUGUGGCCGCGAACCUUUGAGUCAUGCUGGCUCUCCAGAUUCUUACAAUCUAGUGUUAUGGGCAAAGCCGUACCUGCAAGCUGGUUCCUUUGAGAUUGUGGAUGAAAGCUUGAAGGAAUGUUUUGAUGCAGAAAGCAUGAGAAAGGCAUCUUCUAUAGCUGUAAGAUGUGUGGAGAGAGAUGCAUCAGAGAGACCAACAAUGGCGGAAGUACUGGCUGAGUUAAAGGAAGCCUACAGUAUUCAGCUUACUUCCCUUUCAUCUGGAGGACAUUUGUAUUGAACUAUUAUUGCACUUUAUCAACACGCAUUGGAUAUAUAUUUGAUCGCAUGUCUACCUAUAUUACAAUAUUCAAUAUUAAGCUUUGUGAAAAUGCAGUAGAGCAUGUAUCAAGGAAACUCGUAAUUUUAUAUUUAGUUAACGAAAUUUUUAUAUAAAGUAUUAACCAUAUU
Molecule: messenger RNA, 3015 nt
Organism: Elaeis guineensis (African oil palm)
Lineage: Eukaryota; Viridiplantae; Streptophyta; Magnoliopsida; Arecales; Arecaceae
Product: probable LRR receptor-like serine/threonine-protein kinase At5g48740
Biological process (GO): protein phosphorylation
Molecular function (GO): protein binding; ATP binding; protein kinase activity
Source: RefSeq, a predicted model, not a curated record